CUCUGCAACGAUGGUGGAUGAGGUGGAAAUCGACAAGGAAAUGACCUCGGAGCUUCCAGGAAAAAUCAAGGAAUUGUUGACGGAGUUUCAAGACAUUCUUCUUGACGAUCUUCUGAACGAGCUACCGCCAUACCGCACACAUCAACACGAGAUCGUGGAGGAACCGGGUUCGAAGCCGACCUUCCGAGCACCAUAUCGGCUCAGCCCUACGGAGCUGACCGACAUGAAAAAACAGAUCGAGUAUCUCCUAGCCAAAGGACUCAUCCGACCAUCUACUUCGCCAUACGGUGCCCCAGUGCUCUUCACACCGAAACCGGACAGAAGCCUGCGCAUGUGCAUCGAUUACUGGGCUCUUAACAAGCAGACUAUCAAAAAUAAAUAUCCGAUACCGCGAAUCGAUGACCUGCUUGACCAGCUUCGGGGAGCUACGGUAUUUUCCAAAUUGGAUCUGCGGUCCGGAUACUGGCAAAUACGGAUGGCGAACAUCUCUAUCCAUAAAACUGCUAUCCAAACUCGGUAUGGAUCGUACGAGUAUCUGGUAAUGCCGUUCGGACUCACCAACGCACCGGCAAUAUUCCAAGCCGAAAUGAACCACAUUCUACGACCACUUUUGGACGAGUGCGUGGUGGUGUACCUGGACGACAUCCUCAUCUACUCGCGCAAAAUGAAGCAGCACGUCGAACACCUGCGACGCGUCUUCGAAAUUCUCCGACGAGAACGAUUCUACGUCAAAUUGUCCAAGAGCGAAUUCUCCCUCGAGAAAGUCCAAUUCCUAGGACACAUGGUGAGCGCUCAAGGAGUUCACGUCGAUCCCCAAGAAGAUCGAAGCCGUACGUGCGUGGAAGACACCCGAGAACGUGAAGGAGUUGCAGCAGUUCCUAGGCUUCGCUAAUUACUACAACAGGUUCGUACCAC
This is a messenger RNA of Closterium sp. NIES-67, 915 nucleotides long. The record is from the annotation of a GenBank genome assembly. NCBI's taxonomy places the organism in Eukaryota, Viridiplantae, Streptophyta, Zygnematophyceae, Desmidiales, Closteriaceae.